Scylla paramamosain (green mud crab) is the source of this 2574-nucleotide messenger RNA. RefSeq names its product putative per-hexamer repeat protein 5. NCBI's taxonomy places the organism in Eukaryota, Metazoa, Arthropoda, Malacostraca, Decapoda, Portunidae. The record is from RefSeq and is a predicted model, not a curated record. Bases 61 to 2271 code for a protein of 736 amino acids. The transcript is spliced from 7 exons.
UGCGCAGUAUUUCUGAUAUAUAAAGAGGAACGAGUAUGUGGAUUCCAUGUCUCAGCCAACAUGAGAGGACCACGCUUGGCUCUGCUGGCCGUCCUGGCGGCGGUGUGCGAGGUGGGGUGCGGCGGCGUGGUGGGCGGCAUCGAGAGGCAGGAGACAGGAUCGCAGUGCGGAGACACACUCUCCCUCGACUUCUCUAGUGGAUGGCCGGAGGUCCAGUGUUCUUCCUCGUGUUCUGAUGUGCACACGUGGGCCGUCGGACCGGUGUUCAGGCGUGAGCCUCGUCUGGAGCAGUAUGGCUUGAUGGUGAGACAGGAGUACGGCGAGGACGGCUCGGUGAUGUGCUCACUCAUCGACGACAUCUCAGACUCUGGUGCCCUACAGUCCUCUCUCCAGGCCGAGGCUUGUUCCUCAGUGACUCCUUUGACCACCACCACCACUGGCACUGGAGGUCCCUCUGGAGUGACAGAUGUCACCACCACCACUGGCACUGGAGGUCCCUCUGGAGUGACAGAUGUCACCACCACCACUGGCACUGGAGGUCCCUCUGGAGUGACAGAUACCACCACCACCACCACUGGCACUGGAGGUCCCUCUGGAGUGACAGAUGUCACCACCACCACCACUGGCACUGGAGGUCCCUCUGGAGUGACAGAUACCACCACCACCACUGGCACUGGAGGUCCCUCUGGAGUGACAGAUGUCACCACCACCACCACCACUGGCAAUGGAGGUCCCUCUGGAGUGACAGAUAUCACCACCACCACUGGCACUGGAGGUCCCUCUGGAGUGACAGAUAUCACCACCACCACUGGCACUGGAGGUCCCUCUGGAGUGACAGAUGUCACCACCACCACUGGCACUGGAGGUCCCUCUGGAGUGACAGAUGUCACCACCACCACUGGCACUGGAGGUCCCUCUGGAGUGACAGAUGUCACCACCACCACCACCACUGGCACUGGAGGUCCCUCUGGAGUGACAGAUAUCACCACCACCACUGGCACUGGAGGUCCCUCUGGAGUGACAGAUAUCACCACCACCACUGGCACUGGAGGUCCCUCUGGAGUGACAGAUACCACCACCACCACCACUGGCACUGGAGGUCCCUCUGGAGUGACAGAUACCACCACCACCACUGGCACUGGAGGUCCCUCUGGAGUGACAGAUAUCACCACCACCACUGGCACUGGAGGUCCCUCUGGAGUGACAGAUACCACCACCACCACUGGCACUGGAGGUCCCUCUGGAGUGACAGAUGUCACCACCACCACCACCACUGGCACUGGAGGUCCCUCUGGAGUGACAGAUGUCACCACCACCACCACCAUUGGCACUGGAGGUCCCUCUGGAGUGACAGAUGUCACCACCACCACUGGCACUGGAGGUCCCUCUGGAGUGACAGAUGUCACCACCACCACUGGCACUGGAGGUCCCUCUGGAGUGACAGAUGUCACCACCACCACCACCACUGGCACUGGAGGUCCCUCUGGAGUGACAGAUAUCACCACCACCACUGGCACUGGAGGUCCCUCUGGAGUGACAGAUGUCACCACCACCACCACCACUGGCACUGGAGGUCCCUCUGGAGUGACAGAUGUCACCACCACCACCACCAUUGGCACUGGAGGUCCCUCUGGAGUGACAGAGACAGAAGAAACAACCACUCCUACCACUACUGUAACCGUUCCAGAUUGUGCAGAUAAUAUGGACACCACCGAAUCUGUCAGUGACGAAGAACAGGCUUUCCAUACCACCAAACAACCCUCUACUGUAACAACCAUAGCCACUACAACUCCCCCUGUAACAACCACACCCACCACACCCCCCACCACAACUACCACCCCUCGCCCAACCCGGGUAUGGUACGAGUGUCCCAGUGGCUUUGUGCUCUAUGACAAUUCCUGCUACCACGUGUCCGAAAGAGAAGGCUCGUGGGAGGACGGAAGAAAUUACUGUUCAUCCAAGGGCAGCAAGUAUGUCAGCAUUACUAGUAACAAUGAGUUUGAUUUCGUAAAAGGUCUUGUGAGCAAGGACACGUGGAUUGGCCUCAACGACAAGAAAAACGAAGGAACAUAUGUCUGGGAUUCCGACGGAAGUGUUGCCAGAUUCCUAAAGUUUGCUUCUGGUGAACCAAAUGACCAAGACUGGCAUAAUAUGUACGUUGAGGACUGCGUCGAGAUGCGCGAAAAUAAAGAUUUCCUGUGGAACGACGAGAGUUGCGACUCUUCGAGAAGGUUUGCUUGUGAAGUGAGCGCAACCAUGCACCAAGGAUAAGCCAGUUUGGGCACCACUCGAGGUACCCGUCGACGUGGCAUAGAAAGAAAAAUAGAAUGGAUAUUCUGAUAUGAAAAGACCAGGUGUGAACAACAGGAAGGGAAACACCAAGGUGCAACACUUCGAGGUCCUUAGAUUGUCAACACUGUACAAAAGGAAAAUUGACAUGAAAACGAAAAAUAGAAGCAGACCAGGAUCAGAAGAAUGUGAAACAGUUCUUGAGGUGAUGGGGUUUUGCUUUUUCUUCGGCAUCACCACAACUUCAUUGACAUUAAAAUAAAAAAAUAAAAAAAACGUGAUAAA